UCUGCUAUUGUUUUGGUCAUAAGUCUCUUUAUAAGCUGUGCUGCAUCCCUGGCAGUAACCAUGGAGAUGAAAUCCAUAUAUGGCUCUCAUACCAUCUGCUAUGACCCAGAGCACGUGUUUGGCAGAGCCCUUUGGAAGCAGUAUGGUGCCAUUCAUAUCCCUACAGAUCACUGCAUUCAGGAAGACAAACAGGAACAGAAGUGUAACCAUUCAGAAGUGUAUAACAGCAAGGGAUUAGAAAUCUUUACACAUAAACACAAAUCAUGUGGUGCAUUUACUAUGGUCAUCAGGUUUGUUCAAAGCCCAGUUUCAAAUGCCACCAAUUAUACAGACGAGACAAGCAUGAUUAAACGAGUUUGAGCUUUGAAGCGUUUAUUUGUCUUCAGGUGUGUCUAUAAAUGUGUUUUUUUUUCUCUCUCUCUCUCUAUCUCUCCCUGUUAGUCGUCGGUUGUCUGGACUUUUGGAUGAGAGCUAACUGAUCCACCCGAUAAGUCGUUCAUUUAAAUUCCGAAAUAAAAUAUAAAAGAAUGGGUGGAGUUAAAUUCGAAUGGACAGGAAUGUCCAAUCAGGGGCCGAUAUGUUCCUACGUCACAUGUCAAACGCGCCAAUGGCGACGCUGCAUUCGGUCAACAACGAUGUUGAACUCUUUUUGAAUUUUUCACUCUAGUAACUGAAGAAAAACACAAGAGCAGAACCUUGAGCGUAAUAGCGGAGUAACCGUGAGGGGCUCUUUCUUUAUUUCUGAGCAUGCCAGUGUGUCUUUGAGGAGCAACACAGCGUCUUCAGUAAGUAUGAGCUGGGCUGUAGAAGAGUGGAAGGAUGGCCUUCCUGCAAAGGCCUUACAAAAGAUCCAAGAGAUUGAAGGGCAGCUUGACAAGUUAAAGAAGGAAAGGCAACAGAAACAGUUUCAGAUGGAUUCCCUUGAAGCUACUUUACAGAAACAGAGGCAAAAGAUGGACAGUGAGAAAAGUGAAGCGUCUGCCCUUAAGAGGGAGAACCAGUCUUUGGUAGAGUCUUGUGAAAAUCUGGAAAAGACUAAACAGAAACUUACACAUGAUAUCCAAACGAAGGAGCAACAGGUGAAUUAUCUGGAGGGGCAACUGAACUUGUGCAAGAAGCAGAUUGAUAGACUAGAACAAGAGGUCAAAAAGUAUAAGCAUGAAUUGGAACGAUCCCAAACUUCACAUUCUUCAGAAAUCCAGCAGUUUAAUACACCACAGAAAACUUUUGCAACCCCUGCAACACCUAAUCAUUGGCAACAAGACUCAAAAAUAAGUGAACUACAGGAAAAGUACAAUCGAGAGGUUGAGGAGCGGAAGCGGUUGGAAGCUGAAAUCAAAGUCAUGCAUGUAAAACUUCUGAACCAGUCUGCGGUGAGCCAUAAAGACAUUGCAAGACAGCAGACAGGGUCCUCGAUUUUCCCUUGGCAGCAAGACCAAACACACAGUCAUCAGUCUCAGACUGUGAUGGAGACACCAUCUAGGAGAAGAAACGGACCCUCUGGGAUGUCGUGGUCUUUUGAUGACACACCAAUAAAGCCCCACCAGCAGUUCACAUCAGGCACUCAAAGUGACACAGCUGGAUCACAGCAGAUGGAACAGCUUAAGACUAUAAAUCAAGAUCUGAGGUCAAGGGUUUCUGAGUUAGAGCUCCGUCUUCAGGCUCAAGAGAAAGAUAUGAAGAAUCAGAUUAAUAAAUUCAGUGAAAUUCAAAGUCAACUCGAAAUGGCCAGGAAAGAUCUGGCAGAGAAGGACAAACUCCUGAGCAAGUCCAGAGAUGAACUCACAAAGGUUACAGGCCAGUAUGAGCAGUCGGUUUCUAAGUGUUCAUCAGUUGAGAUAAAGCUGAAGCAGGUAACAGAGGAGAUGAACUGUCAGAGACAUAAUGCUGAAAGCGUGCAUAGAUCUCUGGAGCAGAAAAUCAAAGACCAGGAGAGAGAGAGUCAAAAGGAACUUGCACAACUUCAAAGCUCCCAUCAAGCUCUUGAUCAGCAAUUUAACCAGGUGAAAAAUAAAAUGAGUAUGGAGAUCCAGCAAGCCAAAAAAGACUACAAUGUUUUGCAGUCAGAUAUGGAUAAGGUAACUGCUCUAAAGAAUCGGCUGGAGAAAGAUUUGGAAGAGAUAAAACAGAAACUUCUCAGGUCUGAGCAGGCAUUACAGGCGAGUCAAGUGAAGGAGGCAGAGUUGAAGAAGAAAUUUGAUGAGAUGCAGAGAGAGAAGAACACUCUCAGUUGUCAGUUAGAACAAGGAAUGAAGAGGGUCAAACAACUUGAAGAGGAAAAACAAAAUAUUGAGCAAAACCUUGCCAAAAGCCGCACAAUGGUGGAUGAUUUAAAAAUUAAGACACAAACCCAGAGUGAUGAACUAACUGAGCUUCACAAAAAAAUGGACCGCCAAAGUGCAUCAUCAUCUCAAGAAUUAGAAAGUGUCAAGAAAACUCUGGCUGAAACAGAAGCAAAGAAUAUGAAGACUCAGGCUGAGUUGCAAAAACAAGUUCAUGAAGUUGAACUCAAAGCUAGUAAGAUUUGUGCUGUGGAGAAAGAAAAUGAAGACCUUAAAAUGACCUCAAACUCCUGUCAAAAAGAAAUUUCUGAGCUGAAGAAAGAGUAUGAGGUUCUUAUGGAAUGGAAAAAUGAAAAGGAACAGUUGAUUAACAACGCUGAAUCCAACCAUCAGGAAAUGCAGAAUAAAAUUGCAAAUCUGGAGAAAGACAAGGCCGAACUCAGUGAUGCUCAUGAUGGCUUUCAGAAAAGGAUGCAAGAUUUAGAAAAUGAGAAGAUUUGCCUAUCUGGUCAGAUUGAUUCACUCAAAGGUGAACUGCUUAUAAAAUGUGUGGAGCUGGAGGAAAAGGGUAGAGUGUAUGAGGAGCUUCAACAACAACUUAGUGAGACACAUCAAAAACAUAAUAAGGAGAUGGACAAUUUGAAGCAACAAAUCACUCUAAUGCAGGAGCAGGUGAGCGAGCUUGAAACUAAACUGCAUCAAGAAACAAGUAAGGUUGAAGGAAUGGAGCAGGCCCAUGGUCAACUCCUUGCAGAAUAUGAAAGUGCUUGUGACCUGGUUAAAUCAAAGGACUCCAUUAUUGAACUGAACAGAACUGAGAUUGAGCAUCUUCAGGAAUCCUUUGCCUUGCGAGAGCAGGAGCUAGAGAAAAUCAAAGAGGAAAAAGACAUGUUGGCUAAAGAAUGUGAAGACCGCCUUGCACAAAACAAAGAGUUGGAACAAGAAAAACUGAAUGUGGAAACAUCCCUGCAGGAGGUUCUUGAGAAUAUUGCCCUCUUGGAAUCAGACCUAAAGUCUCAAAAAGAUUUAAAUGCAGAUAUUCAAGAAAAGCUUGAUGAUCUUUCUAAAGUCAAAGAAGAUCUAGUAGAGAAAGUGUCUUUGGUAGAAAAGAGGGAAAAAGAUCUUAUUCAUGAAGUUGAAUCUCUGCUAGAAAAGAAUAAGUCCUUCUGUUCUCUUGAAGAGCAGUUUAAUUGUCUUGUUUCUGAGGCAGAAGAAACCAGAAGUUCCUUAGAAAAAAUAAAGGAGCUACAAGUUCAGACCGCCACUGAGUUGGAAAAUCAGAAGACAAUAGCUGAGAAUCUUGGAAAAGAUAUAGAAGAAGAAAGAAGGAAAGCAUCAAGCUUAGAGCAGGAUAAUGCACAACUUGAAGUAAAACAACAAGAGAUCGAAAAUAAAGCAAACGAUCUAUCUGAGAAGUAUGAAAGCCUUCAAAAACUCCAUGAUGUUGUUUGCCAAGAGAAAGAAAAUCACAUUAAACAGGUUUCCAUAAUGACAGAAGCACUUGCUGAAAAAGAUGUCAUGGCAGAAAAGAUUGCUUUAAUACAAAGUGAGCUUGAGGCCUCAAAUCAUUUGUCUGCCACACUAAAGAAUUCCCUAGAAAGUCUUCAGAAAAGGUUUGACACUUCUGUAGAGCUGAAUUUAAGUCUGGAAAAAAAAUUACUAGACAGAUCUGAAGAAAAAACUUUAUUAGAGACAAGUAUCAAGGAGCUCACUGAGAGACAUAACAAGGAAUCUGCCUGUUUAUGCCUCUGA
Ctenopharyngodon idella (grass carp) is the source of this 4034-nucleotide messenger RNA. Its product is annotated as centromere protein F-like. Gene Ontology annotation, cellular component: nucleus; chromosome, centromeric region; spindle pole. Gene Ontology annotation, molecular function: microtubule binding; dynein complex binding. The transcript has 12 exons. Bases 792 to 4034 code for a protein of 1080 amino acids. Gene Ontology annotation, biological process: regulation of G2/M transition of mitotic cell cycle; metaphase chromosome alignment; mitotic cell cycle. The record is from RefSeq and is a predicted model, not a curated record. NCBI's taxonomy places the organism in Eukaryota, Metazoa, Chordata, Actinopteri, Cypriniformes, Xenocyprididae.